Messenger RNA from Strongylus vulgaris, 351 nucleotides. NCBI's taxonomy places the organism in Eukaryota, Metazoa, Nematoda, Chromadorea, Rhabditida, Strongylidae. The record is from the annotation of a GenBank genome assembly.
AGUCUAGCCUUAUUACGAGCAUAUGCGCUGUCAGCUUCGUCUGUUAAAGAUCGUUCACAGGCAUUCGCUUGCAUUGGAGUUGGCAUGGCUGCAGGAGGCCUGACUGGUCCUGGUCUACAGCUUGUUGUCACUCUUCUCGGACCGGAUGGUGUAACUGUUGCUGGAUUUUAUAAGUUAAACUUAUACAAUGCACCAGCUCUGAUUGCUUCGCUCUUGAACGUCUGUGGUUUCUUGACCAUUUUUCUAUACUUUGAGGAAAACUAUGAAGUUAUGGAAAGAGACUUAAAAGAGGCACGUACGAAGGAGCUUUGGAGGCCUUACUAUACGCAAAACUAUUCAGAUGAGAAAUGA